CAGCAAUAGAUGGGUAUCAAUUAACCAACCAUGUCUUGAAACUUUCUAUGAUACCGAGCAUGUUGGAUAGUGCUUAGGUUAAACUAAAGUUAGGAUCGGAGAGGUGUUGUGCUUCGUAUAUUAUUACUAAGGGUAGUUUUACGAAAUGGCUGUAAAACUAAAAGUAAAGUUUGUUUUAUUUGUUAUUAUUGUUGCACAGGUUAUAAGUUCUUCGACAGCACUUAAAGGUGCAGUUUCUUUAGAUUCUUGGACAUUUGACAAGGUCAUUGCCAAAUAUAAGACAACUUUAGUAAAGUUUGAUGUAACAUAUCCUUAUGGUGAAAAAGAAGAUGAAUUUGCCAAAGUAGCAGAAGCUGCCCGUUUCUCUUCUGAUUUACUUAUUGCUGAAGUUGGAAUUCAAGAUUAUGGGGAUAAAGAAAAUUCAGAUAUUGGUGAACGUUUCAAUGUGAAAAAGGAUGAUUUUCCAGUACUAAAACUUUUUGUGGAGAAGUCAACAGAUCCUAUAACUUACACAGGAGAUUUUAAAGCGGAUGCUAUAAAGGCUUUCAUUCGACAACAUUCCAAUGUCAGACUGGUGCUUAAUAAGUGUUUACCACAGUUUGAUGAGCUAGCAGAAAAGUUUGUAUCAACAGAAAAAAAAGAAAAGCAGGAAAAGAUUCUUAAAGAAGCUAAAGAUUUAGCAGCAACUUUAGAUAAAGAAGAAGAAAGAAAAUAUGGGGAUGUGUAUGUGAAAAUGAUGCAAAAAAUUAUUGAAAGAGGAAAUGGAUUUGUUGCUAGUGAAGCUGAACGUGUGAAAAAUAUAAAAAAUGGAAAGAUUACUGAUGCAAAAAAAGAAGAAAUGCAAGGAAGACUUAAUAUUCUGGAGUCAUUCAAACAAAAAGAUGAGUUGUGACAGAACUUUUAAAAACAGCUAAGUAAAUAUAAAUGAACAGUCAUUCCAUUCUGCACAUCAUUUAAGUAGCAAUAUUAAUGUGUGUUGUAUUGUUUGAUUUAUUUUACACACUACUAGUGCUAAGAAAUUAGUCACAAACAGAAUUUCUAGUGAUUUAAUUCUGUUCAGUUUUCGUAAAUCAAUACUUCUUCCAAUAGUAUUGUUGUUGGCAGCACCAUUGUCUCUUCCAAGAUUUCAGUUUAAUCUCCUCAAGUUGUAGUCAUAACUGGUUUGCUUGAGGACAAUGUUGUAUCCUACCAACUGUCCCAUAAAUAAAAAUCCUUUAUAUGUCAUUCUCAAAGUGAAAUGCAGCUCUCAUUUAUAAAAAAAAUUCUGUUCUUAAAAGCAAAUCUUAUAUAAUCACUAAAUGUCAUGCUUGAAAUUGGUUUUCUACUCCAUUUGACAAAUUCGAUGUUGCACAGUUUUUAUUUGUUUUUUACACAUGAAUAAGAAGUGUGUAUUAAGUUAUUCAAGGAAACCUAAUUACAAAAGAUCCCUAGAAAAGCUUAGUUCCCCCUUUUUUUACUUCUAGAGGGAUAUCUUUCACUCAGUCUUUAUUAUACACCCACACUUUUUUUUUCAUUCAUGUAGUCUUAAGUUUGAUCUUUAAAUGUUAUACUAUUUGAUAUUUAAACCGUAUUUCUAUAAUAUCAAAAAAAAUUUUGAACUGAUACAUUUUUAUAGGCUUUCACUAUAAUUUUCAAAAACUAAACAUCUUGCAAACUUUAAAGCCAUUACAAAUAACUUAUUUUUUAAAACCUGACACUUUUAUCUUUAAGUUGCUCCUGUUUCAAGGUGUAGUUAGGUUUAGAAAAUGGACAGUUUAGUACUGACCAAAAAAUGUUUCUUUCUUGUUAGAAGUCUAAGCAGGUUACAGGUUAUUUUGUGUUUUAAUUGUAACACAUCUGAUAUUCAGUUUGUUUUUACAAGUUCAGAGCACUUUACACUUUCAAUUUUCCACUUUAUAGUCAGACGAGCAAGUAAAUCUUGAUAAUUUAAAUUAUUUGGAUCUUCAUCUGAUAUAAAUGAAGCAUGAUCAAUGAAAUGAAUGUUUAUAAUUAUUAAUUCAACUUAGUAUUGCUAAGCAAUAAUUUUCAUAAUGAAUUACUUUUAGAAUAAUUCAGUAAUUUUUUUUAUUUUAAUAAGUGACCAAAGCAUCAAUUUUGUAUGAUUAUUAACUCAGCUACAACUUGUUUGCUUCAGCAGUUUUUGUGUAUGUAAGAAAAAUUAAAAUCUACUAGACACCUA
Limulus polyphemus (Atlantic horseshoe crab) is the source of this 2179-nucleotide messenger RNA. It is a transcript of the gene wbl, whose product is annotated as endoplasmic reticulum resident protein 29-like. Gene Ontology annotation, cellular component: endoplasmic reticulum; endoplasmic reticulum lumen. The transcript has 4 exons. The record is from RefSeq and is a predicted model, not a curated record. Gene Ontology annotation, biological process: protein secretion. Lineage: Eukaryota; Metazoa; Arthropoda; Merostomata; Xiphosura; Limulidae. The coding region runs from base 146 to 892 and encodes 248 amino acids.